AUGACAUGUGAGCUCCAGGCCUGGCUGAUGGAGGACUAUCAGCGCUGUAAUUACAGUCACUCACAUGCCACUUUGAGCGGGAAGACGCUCCACAUACAGAGAUCUCAACGUGCUCCAUCCAGCUGCAGCCUUUUGGCUCCUAUGGCACCUUUGACCUGGCAUUUUCCAGUAAUGCCAAAAGAACCCCAACAGCCAGAUGUGCCUUUUGAGUGUUGCAGCACAAUGUGGGGAGAACUUUGUGCAUGUGGAGGUGAAGAAGGACUUCUUUGGUUGUAUAAUGUAAGCAGCAAUAUCUUGUUGCCCGCUUGGGUUCCUUUUGCUGCAACUAAAGUUGCAGAGGAAGUUCUUGUGUUCUCCUUGAGGCUCAUGACUGAUGACUGGAUGUUUGAGAGGCCAUCCAAUCAGUACUUCCUAGGGCAAUUCCUGAAGCUUGAAGCUUCUGUGAAGCAGUACAACCAUUUUCCUCUGCGCAUCUUUGUGGAUGGUUGUGUGGCUACUGCGGCCCCUGGUGUGAACACCACCUCUCCAAGAUAUUCCUUUAUUGAGCUCAGGGCUUCUGGGCUGCUGUGGACUAUGUCGAUCGGGUGUCCGCACUAA
This is a messenger RNA of Sinocyclocheilus anshuiensis, 597 nucleotides long. Its product is annotated as zona pellucida sperm-binding protein 3-like. Bases 1 to 597 code for a protein of 198 amino acids. The record is from RefSeq and is a predicted model, not a curated record. Gene Ontology annotation, cellular component: extracellular matrix. The transcript has 5 exons. Gene Ontology annotation, biological process: binding of sperm to zona pellucida; positive regulation of acrosome reaction; egg coat formation. Gene Ontology annotation, molecular function: acrosin binding. Lineage: Eukaryota; Metazoa; Chordata; Actinopteri; Cypriniformes; Cyprinidae.